AUGCAAUAUGAAUUAGCAUUAAAGAUUGAAAAAGCCUAUAAAAAUACAAAUUAUAAUAAUAGAAAUAAUAGAAUAGUAAAGAAAUCUUCGAUGAAGUUCAAUGACACCUUAAUUAGUCAAGCAUCUACGAAAUCCAGUAACACCUUAAUUAGUCAAACAUCGACGAAAUCCAGUGACACCUUAAUUAGUAAAAAUUCAAUGAAAAAAUCAAAUGAGACCUUAAAUAACAAAACUUUGAUGAAUUCCAGUAACACAGCAAUUAGUAAAUCUUCAAGAGAAACUUGUAACACUGUAAUGAUUAAAACUUCAAGAGAUUCCAGUUACAGUUUAGUUAGGAAAGCUUUAAUGUUAUUAGACGAUUCAAAUGAUUCAAAUUUACCAUUCGACGAAAUUAUUGUAAAUGAAAAUUUAAAUAAUAAUUUAAGAUCACAACCUGAUAAACCUGAUAAAGUCAUUGCAAACGAAAACUUUAAUAAUGAAAUAAUUCAUGAAUCUUCAAAGCAACCAGAUAAAAUUAUAUCACAAAGUGAAACGUGCUCAAUUUAUGAUGCUAAAUCAAUAGAUGAAUCAAUUGAUGAAAUAACAUUAAUGGCUGAUAGUGUCAGUUUAAGUGAAAGUUCAAUUUAUACCGUUCCAGAAAUAGCAAAUAUACUUGAAGAUUUUGAAAGUCAUGAUGUUAAU
Messenger RNA from Dentiscutata heterogama, 681 nucleotides. The record is from the annotation of a GenBank genome assembly. NCBI's taxonomy places the organism in Eukaryota, Fungi, Glomeromycota, Glomeromycetes, Diversisporales, Gigasporaceae.